GAACUUUUUUCAAUGUUGUAAGCAAAAUGGCUGCUCUCCGCAAACUUUCUCGGGUUUUGUUGACAAAACCGAUUUUAAGAAAUAAACCAUGCAUACAGAAUCAGACAAGGUUGUCAUCAUAUUUCCCUAUCGAUGAUAAUAUGUUUGGGCUUACAGAUGAACAAAAACAGUUAAGAGAAGCAGUUUUCCAAUUUACACAGAAGGAAUUGGCACCAAAAGCUGAUGAAAUUGAUCAAUUAAAUUCUUUUCCUGAUAUGAAGGACUUUUGGAAGAAGUGUGGUGAACUGGGUUUACAUGGAAUUACAGCUCCAGAACAAUAUGGCGGAUCAGGAAUGGGUUAUGUUGAGCAUUGUUUAAUCAUGGAGGAAAUGUCACGUGCGUCUGCCAGUAUUGCCCUCAGUUACGGUGCCCAUUCUAAUCUUUGUCUUAACCAGAUAGUCAGGAAUGGAAGUGAAGAACAAAGAUUAAAAUACUUACCUGAUCUGAUAUCAGGUGAUAAAGUUGGAGCUUUGGCCAUGAGUGAGCCGAAUGCAGGGUCAGAUGUUGUUUCCAUGAAACUACGUGCUGAUAAACAAGGAGAUUAUUAUGUAUUAAAUGGCAGUAAAUUUUGGAUAACAAAUGGUCCAGAUGCCGAUGUUCUGGUUGUGUAUGCUAAAACAGAUUUUAAUGCUGAUAAACCACAGCAUGGUAUAACAGCAUUUCUUAUAGAAAAGGAUAUGGCAGGAUUCAGUACGGGUAUUAAGCUAGAUAAACUUGGUAUGCGGGGCUCAAACACUUCUGAGUUGAUAUUUGAGGACUGCAAAGUUCCAGUUGAGCAAGUAUUGGGAGGUGAAGGGCGUGGGGUUUAUGUUUUAAUGUCAGGACUAGACUUAGAGCGAGGGCUUGGGGCGUCUGGACCGUUAGGAAUAAUGCAAGCAUGCUGUGAUGUUGCCUUCAAAUAUGCUCAUGAGAGAGAAUGCUUUGGUGAGAAAAUUGGGCAUUUUCAGAUGAUCCAGGCUAAGUUAGCAGACAUGUAUACAACAUUAAGUGCAAGUAGAUCCUAUGUUUAUAAUGUUGCAAGGUCACUGGACAAAGGUCAUAUCAAUCCUAAUGACUGUGCUGGUGUGAUACUGUAUACGGCUGAGGCGGCUACACAGAUGGCAUUAGAUGCUAUACAGAUCCUAGGUGGAAAUGGAUACAUCAAUGAUUACCCCACUGGCAGAUUUCUACGUGAUGCUAAACUGUACGAGAUUGGAGCCGGGACCAGUGAAAUCAGAAGACUUGUUAUUGCACGGGCAAUCAAUGCAUACUAUAAAUAAACUUUGUGCUGUCAGUACUUUGUGAAAAAUGUGUAAAGCAAAUCAGUGCUAAAUUAAGUCCAUUUUGGUGAAAAUGAAAACAAAAAGUGCUUUCUGAACUAUGUUCUGUCCAUUUAGUGAUAAAAUGUUAAUCAGUCAGAGACUUUUGAUAUAUAAAAUACAUGUAUAUGUACGAACACAUUUUUGUGCGAGAAAAGUGUUAAUCAGUGCUGUAAAUUGAUUUUCUUUAUGAAUUGAUGAUAUUUAUGCUUUCCCUAAAUGACUGAUGUGUAUGUGAAAAAGAAAAAAAAAAUAAGUUGAGGUCUUCUCUUUUAAAUAUAGAAUAAAUAAAAUUUUGUUUGAAAAGUAGUGUAAAUAAAUCUAUUCUUUUUUUGGUGAAUGAAGAACAUGAAGUCUAUACAAAAAAAAACAUUAUAAUAACUUAAUUUGUAUUGUGUUCUUGUUUUGAAUAUAAAAUUAUCCAGAAUUUUUUUUAGGAAAAAUAGUGUAUCAAUUAAAAUUUCUUUUUGUUUGAAGAAUAGUUUUCUGUAUUAUUAUUGCUACUUGUUACUGAAAAGUCUUUUUAAAUGCUUAUUUUACAAUUGCUAAAAUAAUGGUUUUGAAAUUUUGUUACCAUGCAGUAUUGAUUUGUUUAUAUGUGUGAUGCAGGGUUCAUCAAAUUCUGUAAAAGAAAUAACAAUUACAAUGCUUUUUUGUUGGAUUUUUUCCCGUGAAGGCUACUUAUGUUUUAAACUGGAAUUUUGUGAAAUUUACAAUUUUUCUUUGACUUAAGGCCUCAACAGGAUUUAGUUGUACAGCACUAAUUAGAGAUAAGAUGUACAAUUUUCAAAGCUAUACAACACUUGCAUUCAGACGGUAAUU
Ruditapes philippinarum (Manila clam) is the source of this 2159-nucleotide messenger RNA. RefSeq names its product isovaleryl-CoA dehydrogenase, mitochondrial-like. Gene Ontology annotation, biological process: L-leucine catabolic process. Gene Ontology annotation, molecular function: 3-methylbutanoyl-CoA dehydrogenase activity; flavin adenine dinucleotide binding. Gene Ontology annotation, cellular component: mitochondrion. The record is from RefSeq and is a predicted model, not a curated record. The transcript is spliced from 12 exons. The coding region runs from base 27 to 1298 and encodes 423 amino acids. Lineage: Eukaryota; Metazoa; Mollusca; Bivalvia; Venerida; Veneridae.